Molecule: messenger RNA, 2183 nt
Organism: Paramisgurnus dabryanus
Lineage: Eukaryota; Metazoa; Chordata; Actinopteri; Cypriniformes; Cobitidae
Product: protein SSUH2 homolog
Source: RefSeq, a predicted model, not a curated record
AAAGUAAAAUGCAGCACUCGGUUUACGUGGCAGCUAACUAAAACUUUAGCUGAAAUUUGUAACGUUAUAGGUUUUUUAUUCGUGUGCGAUUGAAACGGUGAAUAAUGAACAGUUCCUAUUUGUUAAGGUAAAAUGCCAUGCAAAUCAAUCACAAGGCAAAACGAUCACAUGAAUAUGUAAUGCAGGAAGCAAUAAACAAAUAAGGAAAUAUUUCACAUUGCAUUACCAAAAUGGAUCGACCAAUUGCUAGUAAUUAUGGACGCAGUUAUGGCACCGUUAACCCAGUGUACGGAACGCCAGCACCAGGCAUGUCGGCCGAACCUACCACACCCCCUGCCAGCAUGUUCGACACAAUCCCAGGAUAUGAGGGAACCCUGGCCGGCGGUGGAGGUGGGUAUCUUCCACCUCCAAUGCCAACUGUACCCAUGCCUGGGCCCGAACAAGCGCCAACUCCGACUAACUGGGACAUUCCCUCAAUCUCAGAGGACAAAGCUCGUGAAUCUCUACAAAAAUACGUCUCCAGCAAAUGUUGCUAUAGAUCUGCACCUGUUAAAGACGGGGUGAUUACCAGCAUGGAGACUUUUAAUACCUACAGGUAUCGUUUGGAGAGUUUCACAGAGUCCAGAACAUCUGAAUGGAGUCAGGAGCCUUACACAGGGCAGGUUGUGGAUGCUGGUAUUCAACCUGCGCCAUUGGCGUGGCAGAUUCCUACUAAUCCUCCAGCCUUCUUCAAUGACAAGAAGCAGACCAUUAAAGUGCCUUAUACCUCCUCAGUCAAGAACUGUCACGCGUGUCUUGGAUUAGGAAGAGGUCCCUGUACCACAUGCGCUGGAGCUGGAAGCAAAGUGUGUUGGUCGUGUAAUGGUUCUGGAUUUCGUCAGGCUCAGGACCGCUGCAUGAACUGCAGGGGCCUUGGUCGAGAGAGAUGUAAUUCAUGUAACGGCCAUGGCUCUCGUGAGUGUGAAACCUGUCGUGGGAAGAGACAGAUGCUCGUCUUCAUCAAUCUCAUUGUUAAAUGGAGCACCGAAAAAGAUGAUUUCGUAGCACAACAAUCGAGUGGUCUGAGAGUGAAAAACCUUGAAAGUGUCUCAGGGAAGCGGCUGUUUCAAAAUGCCCAAUACAUGCUGUAUCCGAUUAUGGGUUUUCCUGAUGCUUCUGUCGCACAAGCUUCUGAACGUUUAGUACGAGAGCAUCAGAGAAAAUACGCCCAAAACUCCCGCAUAUUACAACAGAGACAGACAAUAGAGCUCAUUCCCAUUACCAAAGUGAACUACACAUGGAAAGGAAAAUCCUAUUUUUAUUUUGUGUAUGGAAAUGAGUUUCAAGUGAGCGUUGAUGAUUACCCAGCCACCUGCUGCUGCUCUGUGAUGUAACACAACAAAUAUCAUCUGAUAUAACCCUACACAUUUAUAUACACCCAAAAAUACAGUACAUUUAACCACUACUGUGUAUACAGCAACAUUGAUUUAUUUCAUCUGAGUUUGUGUUUAAGCAGACUGUGUUUGUGUAAUGUCUGAAAUGAUAAAAUUCUGACUUGACAGUACAGACAUACAUUUCUGUUGCAUUUAAUUUCUUAUUUUCUUAUAACUGUUACUCAAAUGUUUAUAAACUGUAUAUGUUAUAUAUUCAUUCUGUUUUUUAUUUUUUACCAUGAAAUCUAUUGUACAAUAUUUUUAACCUUCACAAGGAUGCAUUUCCAAGGUUUGCCAUCUUAAGGUUGGAAACAUCACAGGUUAAUGUUGUAAAACAAUACAUUUCAACCGUUAUGUGUACUGGUAUAAAAAACAACUAAGAUUUAUCAAAACUCUACUCAUUUUAAUGUAUCAUCACUCCUAUGUGCCGUUCUUCUCCUCUAUCUCUGUACCUGCCUCGAGCUUGACUCAUUUUCCUGAGGAAGAGAGAUCUAGUACAAAACUAAACUGGAUCUAAAUCUUUGAUCUGUAGGAAUUAACAGUUUUUGAAUAGCCAUAGCUGGAUCUUUUAGGUCAGACAGAUGAAAAAGUGUCAGAACUGACCAUGAUUUAUAAAAGAGAGGCUCAUUUAAUCUGAUGUAAUGUAAGUCGCAACGUAUUUGUAACUUUUAGGUAUUCACGAUUACAUUAUGAAGUCAUUUAAAACUGUGAAAUAUAAUCCAGUUGAACUUUGUACUCCUAAUAAACCUAUAAUAAAGGAUCAUACUGCCA